Chionomys nivalis (European snow vole) is the source of this 3670-nucleotide messenger RNA. RefSeq names its product asparagine synthetase (glutamine-hydrolyzing) (gene Asns). Gene Ontology annotation, cellular component: cytosol. The coding region runs from base 185 to 1870 and encodes 561 amino acids. The record is from RefSeq and is a predicted model, not a curated record. NCBI's taxonomy places the organism in Eukaryota, Metazoa, Chordata, Mammalia, Rodentia, Cricetidae. Gene Ontology annotation, molecular function: asparagine synthase (glutamine-hydrolyzing) activity. The transcript is spliced from 12 exons.
GCCACUCCCCUGCGCACUGGUUGGGUCCCAGCGACAUGAUGAAACUUCCCGCACGCGUUACAGAAGCCGGCGGUUAUACGGUGAGAAGCAGUCCUUGCGGCUCCCGUUGUGGCUGCGCCGCCUCCUCUCCCCCUCCUCUCGCCCUGGCCGCUAGCGCGCAGAGCGCCUGCGGCUCUCCGGCAGCAUGUGUGGCAUUUGGGCUCUCUUCGGCAGCGACGACUGCCUCUCCGUGCAGUGCCUGAGCGCAAUGAAGAUUGCGCACAGAGGGCCAGAUGCGUUUCGUUUUGAGAAUGUCAAUGGAUACACCAACUGCUGCUUUGGAUUUCACCGGUUGGCCGUGGUUGAUCCCCUGUUUGGAAUGCAGCCCAUACGAGUGAGGAAGUACCCUUAUCUGUGGCUCUGUUACAACGGCGAAAUCUACAACCACAAAGCGCUGCAAGAGCGUUUUGAAUUUGAGUAUCAGACCAAUGUGGAUGGUGAGGUUAUCCUGCAUCUCUACGACAAAGGAGGAAUCGAGCAAACCAUCUCCAUGCUGGACGGGGUGUUUGCAUUCAUCUUGCUGGACACUGCCAACAAGAAAGUGUUUCUGGGCAGAGAUACCUAUGGAGUCAGGCCCUUGUUUAAAGCCAUGACUGAAGAUGGAUUUCUGGCUGUGUGUUCAGAAGCUAAAGGGCUCGUUUCGUUGAAGCACUCCACAACUCCGUUCUUAAAAGUGGAACCCUUCCUUCCUGGACACUAUGAAGUUUUGGACUUAAAACCGAACGGCAAAGUUGCAUCUGUGGAAAUGGUGAAAUACCAUCAUUGUACGGAUGAACCACUGCACGCCCUCUAUGACAGCGUGGAGAAACUCUUCCCAGGUUUCGAGUUAGAAACGGUGAAGAGCAACCUGCGGAUCCUUUUUGACAAUGCUAUCCGGAAGCGCCUAAUGACGGACCGGAGGAUCGGCUGCCUUUUAUCAGGGGGCCUGGAUUCCAGCUUGGUUGCCGCCUCCCUGCUGAAGCAGCUCAAGGAGGCCCAAGUGCAGUAUCCUCUCCAGACUUUUGCGAUCGGCAUGGAAGACAGCCCCGAUCUUCUGGCCGCCAGAAAGGUGGCAAAUUAUAUUGGAAGCGAGCAUCAUGAAGUCCUUUUUAAUUCCGAAGAGGGCAUUCAGGCCCUGGAUGAAGUCAUAUUUUCCUUGGAAACCUACGACAUCACGACAGUUCGAGCAUCUGUAGGCAUGUAUUUAAUUUCCAAGUAUAUCCACAAGAACACAGACAGCGUGGUGAUCUUCUCGGGAGAAGGGUCAGAUGAACUUACACAAGGAUACAUAUAUUUCCACAAGGCUCCUUCUCCCGAGAAGGCAGAGGAGGAAAGUGAGAGACUGCUGAAGGAGCUCUACCUGUUUGAUGUUCUCCGAGCUGACCGCACUACUGCUGCCCACGGUCUUGAACUGCGAGUCCCGUUUCUGGAUCAUCGGUUUUCCUCUUAUUACUUGUCUCUGCCACCAGAAAUGAGAAUUCCAAAAAAUGGGAUAGAAAAACAUCUCCUGAGAGAGACGUUUGAGGACUCCAACCUGCUGCCCAAAGAGAUUCUCUGGAGACCAAAAGAAGCCUUCAGUGAUGGGAUCACCUCAGUCAAGAACUCCUGGUUCAAGAUUUUACAGGACUAUGUUGAACAUCAGGUCGAUGAUGCAAUGAUGGCCACGGCAGCCCAGAAGUUUCCCUUCAAUACCCCCCAAACCAAGGAAGGCUACUACUACCGGCAGAUCUUUGAGCGCCACUACCCAGGUCGGGCUGAUUGGCUGACCCAUUACUGGAUGCCCAAGUGGAUCAAUGCCACCGACCCUUCCGCCCGCACUCUCACCCAUUAUAAGUCAGUUGCCGAAGCUUAGAUGCUCCCUGAACUCUAGUGCGAAGUAAGUGUUUCUUCUGACUCAGAAGGUAGAGACAUUGAAACCAACACAGAAAUGAUGCAAGCCAGCCACCAACCACUCCGGCUUUUGUGGGCAUGGAAAGAAAUAAAAAUAUUACAUCUGAAAUUCUUCUGGUGGUGGAUGUUAACACAACCUCAUUAGAGGCAGCUAGAGACGGAGUGGUGGCUGCUGUUUCACCGCCACGUGGAUGGCAGUGAGCUGAAGGGGACAGCUGAUGAUCUUCGCAUCUCAAUUCUGCCUACCCUCCCAGCAGCUGGCUAGGCAGACAUGGAUGUGAGUCCUCCGUGAGACCGCAUGACUGUUCUGCUGUGUAGGAUAGCAAUUCAGCUUUUUGCUUAUGUAUAUUGUGGUAAUAUCCCCUCUGAAGACUUGUGGAGUUGGGGUUAAACUUCUCAAAUAGAGUCAGAUGCUAAGUUAGGUUUUUGAGGGUCUCUGUGGAACUGUUAACACCAAUACACAACACUGGGCAUUAUGAAACUAGUUCGCAUCACACAGCUUUUUCCUCUAAAAGCUUCCUUUAUAAGAGCAGGAGCGGGCCAGAUAUGGACCCUGGGCCAUUGUUUAUUGAUGUUUAUUCCAGAGGAAUAUGUAAGUGUGGUUGGGAAGUAGGAAAUACCACUUUGAAACAGGAGCUACUCAUUCGAAGGCUUCCUGAGUGCUUCAGAACCACAUGCCGAGAUGCAUAGGGCAGAUGGGUUUAGCUGUUAAAAACUUUUGAAAAGGAAACAGUUGGUGCAAGAAUUCUUAAUGGUGUCAGGUAUUUUGGUGCUUGACUCUGAGCACCGGGGAGGCUGCAGCAGGAUUCGGAGUUGGAGGGUUGCCUGUCUCAAUGAAGGAGUGCUUGACGGGAAAACUGUUGCGGCCAGCUGUAGGCCAUGACUUACCGUUUAUAAUUGUGUCUAAGGAACUGAAGAUGAAGCCUUACUUUAGGGUAAUAUGAUGCUUAUCUUGAAUUCAUAGAUAUUUAAGUAUUUGAACUUAGCUUGAUUUAGCACUAUACGUAUUUUCUGCUAAAGUUUAUCUGGCCCGGCUAUGUGGCAUCACAGAUGAUCGAGAAUGUUUACAUAGGGCACACCGCCAGCUUUGAGAAUGUGGGAAGGCUUCAGAUUUCAGCAACAGUGUCUAAGAUGUAUUAUCUUCAGAUCCCACUCAGAACUCCAGCACACAUAGAGAUAGUUAAGCCAAACAGCACCAAACUUGUGUGAGAACCUUUUUGCCCCUCUGCCAAAUGCCCAAGAAAAGUGUACUUUGAUUCAUAGUUUGAGAAGUUCAUGAUUGGCUUGUUAUGGUCACUGGCUACAUUAUUUCUCUGCCAGUGUUGAGGCAGAACAUCAGGGCAGAAAGACCAGUGUAGCACAGCUGUUUACCUCAUGGCUGCGGAAAGCAAGAGGAACGAGUUUAAGGGCAGCCCCUGACGAUAUCUCCAGUGACCCAACCAGGCCUCACCUUCAGAAGCUUCUGCCUUCUCCCAGGAUUGCCGUUCAGCUAAGGAAGGCAUCGAUGGUUGUAUUCACUGAGUUAGUCAGAACCUUUAUGACUUAACAGUGAUUUCAUGCACUAGGUGGAGACUAAGCCUACAACCUAUAAGCCUUUUCGACGGACUGUUCAUACCCAAACCCUAGCGAACAAGGUUGCCCGUGAUGGCUACAGGUGACUUACAGAUUCUCCACAUUCAUAGGGUUGACCUUUUCUUUUACAACCUCAAAGGAAGGUUUGAAGAAAGUGCCCCUAGGGUGCUCCGGCUCUUAUAAAUGAAGC